Molecule: messenger RNA, 2331 nt
Organism: Spodoptera exigua (beet armyworm)
Lineage: Eukaryota; Metazoa; Arthropoda; Insecta; Lepidoptera; Noctuidae
Source: the annotation of a GenBank genome assembly
CGCGUGUUUGCAACAGCUGUCAAAGUUGGCGAUGUCACUGUCAGUUUCACGUUUCACUUGUACGGCUAUGGGUUCGGAGAAUCUUAUUUGAUUUUAAAAAUAUAUUUACGUAUUAAUUUCAAUGGAUACCGUAUUCAACAUUUAAAAAACCCAAGUUGACAUAAAGCUUGAUAUAUUUCCAUGCUUUAUAACUAAGUAAAUAUACUUAGGUUAGGAGUUUAUGUUGGUUUCCUAAAAUGUCUUUUCCGGGUGAUAAUUUGAUGGGAAAUUAUGAACCGGUGCGUGGUCGGGAUGACCAGAACAGCUACACGGUCCGGCAGGCUUAUGAAGAAGGCGGCCUCAAGGCUGGAGCUAGCCGCGUCGCCCGGCUUGCAUACGGCGUCCUCUCCCGUCGGAAAGCGGCUGAGGAAGGAGCAGCUCGACUGGCCCGGGUGCUCUCGGCCCUCGACUUGACCGCUCUCGGGGUCGGCAGUACCCUCGGAGUAGGUGUCUACGUACUCGCUGGUGAUGUCGCCAAGAACUAUGCUGGUCCCGCCGUGAUAUUGUCGUUCCUAUUAGCAGCGGUAGCCAGUGUUUUUGCAGGCUUAUGUUAUGCGGAGUUCGGUGCUCGAGUACCGAAGGCAGGGUCGGCGUAUGUGUACAGUUACGUGUGCGUCGGCGAGUUCAUAGCGUUCAUCAUAGGAUGGAAUCUGAUACUCGAGUAUAUUAUUGGAGCGGCAUCAGUAGUGAAAGCUCUGAGUGAAUAUUUAGACUCCUUGCUAAACAAGGCUAUAUCUACACACCUAGAAGCGGCCAUGCCAAUAGACACGCCACAUCUAGCAAAGUACCCAGAUCUAUUCGCCUUCUCCGUCAUCAUGGCGUUCUCAGUGGCGCUUGCGUUCGGCGUAAAAGAAUCUACGAAGUUCAACAACUUCUGCACGGGAGUCAAUCUGUGUGUCGUGCUGUUUGUCAUAAUAUCUGGAUCUUUUAAAGCCGACACGAAGAACUGGCGUAUCCCAGCGGAAGAAGUACCGAAAUCUGAACACAAAGACUUUGGCACGGGCGGGUUCGCGCCGUACGGGCUCGCCGGCAUAAUCAAGGGAGCUGCCGUCUGCUUCUAUGGGUUCAUUGGGUUCGACUGCGUGGCGACGGCGGGCGAGGAGGCGCGGCGCCCUCAGAAGACGAUCCCGUUCGCGGUGGUGGCCUCCCUGCUCGUCGUGUUCCUCGCCUACUGCGGGGUCUCCUCCGUGCUUACCCUCAUGGUGCCCUACUACAUGCAGGACGAGAAGGCUCCGUUCCCGUUCGUGUACGACCAGCUGGGCUGGCCGUGGGCCAAGUACGCCGUCAGUGUCGGGGCCAUCUGUGCGCUCUGUUCUAGUUUGCUAGGCGCAGUGUUCCCGCUCCCCCGCAUCAUAUACGCGAUGUCCUCCGACGGUCUGUUGUUUCGCUUCAUGGGGCAAGUCAGCGAGAGGUUCCAGACUCCACUCAUUGGUACCAUGAUCGCUGGACUCUUUACUGGUACCUUGGCGAUGAUCUUCAGACUGGAACAGCUCAUCCACAUGAUGUCCAUCGGCACUCUACUUGCUUACUCUAUGGUCGCGUCCUGCGUACUCCUACUUAGAUACGAAUACGCGGGCGGGCACCGCGCGCCGGAGCCGCUGCAGUGGUCGUACCGCGCCGCGCUGCGCCAGCUCAUCAACGCGGACGGACUCGUCGCGCCCUCCCGCCUCAGCUCCCUCACCGUCUCCGUCCUCGUCACUCUCUACGGUGUUUGGUGUUUCGUGAUGAUGUCGAGUAUCAAUCAGUACGGCGACGCCAUCUUGGAAGGUCACGUGGGCGCCGUGGCCAUGUUGACUGUUGGCACUAUACUCGUAGUCGUCACGCUCGUGGCCAUCUCCAGGCAACCAGUGUCCGAUAAGAAACUGGCCUUCUCUGUUCCACUAGUCCCGUGGCUGCCAGGUAUCAGUAUCCUGAUCAACGUGUACCUGAUGCUCAACCUGGAUUACAUGACCUGGUUACGAUUCGCUGUCUGGAUCGCCGCUGGCCUUCUCAUCUACUUUACAUACGGCGCGUGGCACAGUUCGGAGCGUAAGCGUAAGAAUGACUCCGUACCGAUGGCAGACCUCCACAAUGAUAGCCAGACUGCGUUGCUGAACAACGGGCUGACACACGCGCUCGGCUGACAGACAGCCAAGCAGGUGAAGCCAGACACUAGCGAAGGGAUCGUCAGCCCUUCCAGUACAGUCGUCUCCUUCAUUUCUAGCAUUUAGUAAUUGAAAACAGUAUUGAGGGUGAUUUAGAUGGAUAUGAAACAUAACUUUGAUAUCAAAGAACCAAAAUUAUUUUAUUUGA